UGAAUCGCUCAGUUGGACACCGCCAGUGCACUGAUAGAUAGCGGGUAACAGACACGCUGGUCUGAUUCGCUGCUGGUUGGAUGGUGAACCGUGUUGGUGGUGUUUGCUGAAGAUCGGAGGGGAGGACUCGCCCAGCAGCGUCUUUCUUCAGCCGGGUUUAGGAGGAAGCGAGAUCAGGUUAAGAGAGUCAAGAUGAACAGUGGUGGUGUUUCUAAGUCCCAUGUGAUUCUCAGCUACAGUCCUACAGCCCUCCUCUCACAGUGGGGUCAGGCCCUCGGCUCAGCGCAGCUGAUGUCAGCAGUACGGGAUGGUCCGUGGAAAGGCCUGAGCUCAGCAAAGAAGGUGGCCCUGGCUGCAGGCCUUUCUGUGGGAGCCACAGUGGGCUACAUAGUUUACAGGCACAUUAGGAGCUGCAGUGCAGAGUGCCACAAAACAGAGGAGUCCAGGCUUUCAGUGCCCCUUGAUGUAUACAGAUCUAUUUCAAGACACCAGAGCACAUUUCUGGAUCUGGUGAAUCAGCAGUCUGGUGCUCAGGUAAAUGUACUGUCUGAUUUGGAGAAGCCGAGCUCCGUCUGCUUCCUGCUCCAGGGCACAGCUGAGCAGAUCCUCCUGGCGAAGUGUACUCUGGAAAAACUUGCUACCGACUGUGAGGUGAUCAGUGAUGUGAUCGAGGUGCCACAGACGGCGUUUGGGAGGAUCAUAGGUCGUGGUGGUGAAACCCUGAAAUUAAUUAGUCGAACAUCUGGAGCUCGGGUAAAUUGUCAACGGGAUCGUGGCCAAAGCAUGGAAGAGAAGGGCAAGGUCACAAUUUCGGGAACGCGUCAAGAAGUACGCCGUGCCAAAGAUUUGAUCAUGGAGAAGGUGCAGGAGAACGAGACGGUACGAAAGCGGAUAAGCCAGUCUUCAGCUCUACGCCAGAAAAGGAAACCCCCAGAACUGGAGCUCAUCCACAAGCUUCAGGGCCCAGACACAGACCUUACUCAGACCAUCAACAGCGAGGACCUGCUGUCCCCAGCUACUGACUCCAGAUUUCUUCAGACCAGUGUCUCCAAUGGGUUUCCCAGCAGUGGUGACCAAACUGCUGAAAACUCCUUUAAAUCAGAUGAGGAGGAGAUUCUGUCACCAGCUUCACCAUUAGAAGUCUCUAAGUUUGAAAUUCCCAGUCCAGACCUGAGCUUCCAGCCUGGUGAACAUUUAGAAGUGUACGUGUCUGCAUCAGAGAACCCCCAGCACUUUUGGAUCCAGAUUGUAGGAGUUCGAUCUCUUCAACUAGACAAACUGACGGCUGAGAUGAGCCGUUUCUACAGUGCCGACACUUUACAGGAGCACAGAGUGGAGGCCAUAGUUGUUGGGGACAUUGUGGCUGCUCCUUAUCGGGACCACGGCACGUGGAACCGGGCACGAGUGUUAGGAAUUCUAAGCUCUGGUCUGGUUGACCUGUACUACGUGGACUUUGGGGACAAUGGAGAGCUGCCACGAGAUCAGCUAUGCAGCAUGAGGAGUGAUUUCCUGAGCUUGCCCUUCCAAGCUAUCGAGUGUAGUCUGGCAGGGGUGUGUCCAUUAGGAGAGGUCUGGACAGAGGAGGCUCUGGAUGAUUUUGAUCGAAUGACGUUCUGUGCACAGUGGAAGCCUCUACUGGCCAAACUGUGCAGUUACUCUCACUCAGAGAUGUCCUCCUGGCCCAAUGUGAAGCUGUAUGAUAACCGGCAAGGAAAGAUUGUAGACCUGGGUGAGGAGUUGAUCAGGUUGGGCCAUGCAGUGAGCCAUCAAGAUGAGGGCAGUGAGCUGAGAGAUGGAGAUGAGCCCAGAUCUCUGCAGAAGAUGUUGGAUGACAUGACCGGGGCAACAUCAGAAUUAAGUAUGUCCUGCAUCAGCUUGUCAGGUUCUACACCUACAUGGGUGAGACAGCAUCAGACGUGGUCUUCUGCAGCCAGCCUGAGCUCUGUGGAAGUAGAGCGAGCCGAUGUGGACCAGAUUCCCUCAGUUCCUGACAGAUUUGUGCCGUCUACCUCCUCCCUUAUCCAGUCCACUCCAUCUCAGAGCCUGGGUGAGCUGGUCAGCCAAGUCAUAGGGCUGUCCAGCUCUGCUUUGAGUCCAGUGGACCCUGAUCCGCCAGGCACUGGCACUAAGCCUGUUCAGAAUCCAUUAAUCUACUCAGACAUCUCAUCAGCAUCAGCAUCCACAUCCACAGCUUCCUCUUCAUCCCCUGUAAAUGCAGUAGCAUCAGCACUAGGUUCUGUCACCCUCUGUGAUGAUGUGUUUCUUGAGACAUGUGACCACAGACGUGUAACGGCUUCUUCUUCAGAGCCGAUGGGCCUGGAGUCUUCUCUGAGCACUUGCAGUGAGAGUGUGUGUUACAGCACUGAUGGCGGCAGCAGCAGCAGCACUAGUAACUCUAGUGAUGGAGUACGAGGUGUUUGGUACUACCUCAUGUCCUCUAAGGGUUCUUCUAUGGACUCCUCACUCAACACUACCAUGCCUGCAUCGUCCAUCACCAGUUCGUCAUCCUCCUAUCCAUCCUUCUCGUCCUCCUCUGCGACCGACUGCGAAGACACGACCUCUGUGACCUCCCCCUCUGUAGUCUGUCUCAGCUCGGACUUCUCAGAGACUACCGACGAUGCUGAGAUGCUGUUGGCAGAUGCACCUGAAGCGACUGAAUCUGACCAAUCGCUUCAGAAGAAGUAUGAUUGCAGUGUUGUCUGUCUGUCUGACUCCAGUAUUUGCAGCAGUACUGGAAGUGAUGUACUGUUUGUUGGCUCACACAAGUCAACAUCUAAGGCUUUCGCUGAAGGUAACAGUAAGGAUUCUCAGGCAGUUGAUAAAAAAAAUGAACUGGGCCAUGCUGAAAACGCGAGUGAAGGGACGAAGGAGAUUUGUGAACAAGCUGGAGUGGAAGAAAGGAGAAGAACAGAAGAUGAAAGCAAAUUGGGGAAAAAAAGUGGAGAUCAACCCAUAAAAGAAGUUGCUUCAAUAUCUGGAAGUGUGGACGAUGUCCUCGAAGAAGAAUUUGCCUGAUAAGAGACCAAAGACAUGUAUGCCUUCAUUUUGAGACCACCUGUGACCAUGAUGCUGACACGAAGUUAAUGUUUCCCACUAUGCAGCUGGGAGUCUCUGACUGUGCUAUAUGUUGUUGUUUGUUUGUUUGUUUGCUUUUUUGUCUGUUAUAAUGCACACAGGGGUGCUGAUUUCUCAUCAUGAAGUUUACCUCCUCCCUAAUCUAAAAUGUCUGUAGUGGUAGAUCUCCAGGAGCAGGGAUGAGCACCCCUGCUAUAAGAGUUAAUAUUUGCCCAGCCCGUCUUUGUUUUGCAUCGAGCUGCUUGAGAACAGUUAACUGAUGUCCAGAUGAGGAGCAGAGCUCAGGGAAUGUGGAAUGUGUACUCGACAGGAAGAAACCUCAGUAUUUCCAUAGUUUGCACUUAGAUUUUGGGUUUUUGUUUGGUACUGUCUGAACUUUUACUGUAACACUGUUAUUUAUGUUGUGCAUUUCACAGUUUGUUUGUGUUCAUUAAGAGAUGUACCGCAAAUAAAAUUAAAUAAAGAUUAUUAUUCUAUUCAGUA
Messenger RNA from Astyanax mexicanus (Mexican tetra), 3558 nucleotides. It is a transcript of the gene tdrkh, whose product is annotated as tudor and KH domain containing. The coding region runs from base 193 to 3015 and encodes 940 amino acids. Gene Ontology annotation, biological process: spermatogenesis. NCBI's taxonomy places the organism in Eukaryota, Metazoa, Chordata, Actinopteri, Characiformes, Acestrorhamphidae. The transcript is spliced from 16 exons. Gene Ontology annotation, molecular function: RNA binding. The record is from RefSeq and is a predicted model, not a curated record.